Molecule: messenger RNA, 1264 nt
Organism: Truncatella angustata
Lineage: Eukaryota; Fungi; Ascomycota; Sordariomycetes; Amphisphaeriales; Sporocadaceae
Exons: 3
Coding region: 189-1028 (279 amino acids)
Biological process (GO): metal ion transport; transmembrane transport
Cellular component (GO): membrane
Molecular function (GO): metal ion transmembrane transporter activity
Source: RefSeq, a predicted model, not a curated record
GAGUGUAUUCGACCGAAGUGUGUUGUAAAACAAUUUCAGGUGUUGAGGUUUUGCUUAGUUUAUACCUGUCGCUCAACCUCUGACUGGGCUGACGAUUUGGCUUUGUCGGUCACCCACUUCCCUGAUCGUGGCUCAACAUAUGGCGUGUUUUUUACGGUUGCAGCGAGCACCAACGGGAUUGCACAUCAAUGAAGAAAAUCAACUCCCGGCUCACUAAGGAAUCUGAGGAUUCCCUUACUCACCCAAUGCUUCUCAUAGGGGUCUUUGCGGAAAUCGAGAGGAACCGCAUGAGGAGUCUAGUAAAAGAAAAAAAGUCGGGCCUCAUGAAUGCCAUAGAAGCCCUGCGGGAACUGGGCUACGACGCAGUGGGAAGGCUGGAGUCGCCGGUAAGUCCUUGGCUCGCGAACUACGAAGUCAAGAACGGCUUGGAACACUGGACAAGUAUUUUGUCUAAGAUGAUUGCUCAUAUCGACGAACUCGAGGAAAAGUGCUACGCGAGUUGCACAGCCCAGCCCAGGGACGGUACUUCACUACUUGAAGAAGAGCGCAAGGAUAAACUGCGCGAUGUAGGCCGCCGCAUAAAAGAAAGACUGCAGGAUAUUCUUCUAGAUUAUAAAGAGAUGAUAAGGGACUACGUGAUGAUCACAGAUGGCUUGACACUAGCAACAAACCUGGUUUUGGCCCGAGACAACGUCCAGAUAUCAAACGAAACCAUCAACAUAUCUAACACAGCAGUGAGAGAUGGCAAGCAGAUGAAGUCAAUCGCCCUGCUUACCAUGAUAUUUUUGCCUGCUACUUUCGUCGCAACUCUUUUUUCAAUGUCGUUCUUCGAGUUGGGCUCGAGCUACAUGUGGCUGUAUCCUGCUGUAGCGGUCCCAUUGACUAUCGCCGUAGUAGCCAUUUAUGUUUGCGUGGUUCUACUUCCUGGUCGACUACCUGGAAGUAGGUCAGCGUCAUCGCUACGCAGUAAUAGGGGAAGCACUCAGCAGAGCAGCCUCACCGAGAAGACUGGCACUUGGAACUCUUAAACCAGGAGCUUCUUAAGCUGAUCAUCAGUGGACGAAGCUAGCACAGCUACUCGAGAGUAUCAUCACUGGCGUCAAGCAGCCAAGAACCCUUUUGUCAUAUCAUGCUCCUGACUGUCCUUUCGAUGAUUUCUAGGUCGCCAUACAUGUUCUAAAAUUGUCAUACCAAGAUCAUCUUUUAAUAACCAAACAUCUACAACGUGGGAAAUUCAUCAAAGGGGGUCGCAAUAAAUCAAGCC